AUGAAGCGCAAUGGGAUUCCCCCGGACCAGACGACCUACGACGCCCUUGCACGUACGCUCGCCUCCAAGGGACUGCACCGAGAUGUCUGGGCAUUGCUCGAGGACAUGGAGGCACUCGACGUCAAACCUUCCCAAGCCCUACUCACGGAGAUGGCCAAGAACGCAAACACUUUAUCCUCUGUUCAGUUUUGGGACAUCUUGGACGUGAUGAAGAAGCAUGACAUUCGACCCACCGCAUCGACAUGGACCAGUGUUGUCCAGCAGUUUGCACAUGCAGGCAACGUUGAGCUCGCCCUCGAGUCCCUUUACAACGUCCGCAAGGAUGGUCUCGAGCCCGAACUGCCCGCGGCCGAGGCCGUAAUUGCACUCUUGAGCGACAAAGGCUUCAUCAACCUAGCCAUGGAUGUCAUUGAAUGGUUUGAGGGCUUCGCAAUCCGGCGUGUGGGUCCCGAGACAUGGAUGCGAUGUCUAGAGGGCGCAGCCGCGGAAUGUCGAAUGGACGCAAUCCUGAAGAGCUGGCAAAAGGCUGUCGUGGAAUACAACCUCUCGCCCUCCGAGGGACUCUGCCUGGAGAUCCUCACCGCAGCUGCCCGUCACGGACAGGCUGAGUUCGCCGUCUCACAGGUCCUCACGACCCUCGUUAAUACCAACAUUGCCCUUUCCACGAAACACAUUGCUCCCGUCAUCGAGGCCUAUGCCGCAGCAGGCAACCUAUCCGACGCCUUCACCUUCCUCCACAGCCUACCGAGCUUCAAAGUCGAGGCACCCGUCACCUCACUGGAGGCAAUCGCUGCGUACUGUCUACCGGACAUCGACGCUAUCGACAACGCGUGGAAGAUCGUCGACCAGCUCCACACUGAGACCAAGGUCACAACCGCUGCGCUCAACACCAUCAUCAUCGCUGCCGCGAAGCACUCCGACCUCCAGCGCGCGCUCGGCGCCUACAAGAACUUCCCCACCUACAACAUCCAGCCCAACACCGACACCUUCGACAUCCUCCUCGAUGCCUGCAUCCCCACCGAACACCGCCAACUCGGUGACGCGCUCCUCGCCGACAUGAAGACCGCGAACGUGCCCCUCGCGCGCGGCACGUACGAGCGCCUCGUGCGCCUGUGCCUCACGCAGCCCGAGUACGACGACGCGUUCUUCUACCUGAACGAGAUGGAGGCCGCGGGGCACGUCCCGAGCCUGCAAUUGUACUCAGCCAUCGUGCGCCGGUGCGCGAGCGAGGGGGACACGCGGUACGAGGUCGCGCUGGGGGAGAUGAAGGCGCGGAAGAUGGCGGUGCCGAAGGAGCUGCUGGGCCAGGUGCGCGCGCUGACGCGGCAGGCGAGGAAGCUGCCGGAGGUCGAGGCGGCGGAGAAGGCACGGAAGGAGGGCGGGAAGCGGGCGUCUGAGAAAGAGAUGAAAGUCAAGGAGGUGCGGCGACCGGAGGUGGAUGAGGAGAGGUAUGUGGAACCUUCGGGGGUCGAGGAGGAUGAGACGAUGGGUCGCUCUUCACGACGGUAG
Messenger RNA from Schizophyllum commune H4-8, 1509 nucleotides. RefSeq lists its product as uncharacterized. Bases 1 to 1509 code for a protein of 502 amino acids. Gene Ontology annotation, molecular function: protein binding. The transcript is spliced from 3 exons. The record is from RefSeq and is a predicted model, not a curated record. NCBI's taxonomy places the organism in Eukaryota, Fungi, Basidiomycota, Agaricomycetes, Agaricales, Schizophyllaceae.